Molecule: messenger RNA, 2859 nt
Organism: Mycena indigotica
Lineage: Eukaryota; Fungi; Basidiomycota; Agaricomycetes; Agaricales; Mycenaceae
Exons: 6
Coding region: 1-2859 (952 amino acids)
Source: RefSeq, a predicted model, not a curated record
AUGAUGAUGAUGGGCGCGGGUUUCAAGGAUUUGCAGGAACCAUUUGCUCCAGUGGCGGCCAUGCCCAAGUGCGAAUACUGCGGCGAAUGGAAGGCAAGCGCCAGAGGGAUCAAGUCGCACCAAGCCCAGAAGAAGGACUGUCUGCGACGACAAGCUGCGCUGAAAGCACAGUCAGUGGCGAUAGACCAGCCCGUAGAGUCCAUACCGGAUGGUCAAAUGGACUUUGACCAAUUCCCCUUCGACAACCCAUUGCCUGCCCAGUCACCACCGCCACCUCCCACGAACAAGCGUGCAUUUGUCGAAGAAGUCGAGGAUGAUACCAGCAACGAUCCCGUCUCAUUUUACGACCCAAAAUAUGUCCAUAUUGAGGAAUACCCUUCAUCUAAACGAGCAGGGGAGCCAAUCCGGAAAACAACAGUGACGGCAACCGGAUUCGAGACGUAUUUGGGUCAGCAGCGAGCAGCAGGAAGGCAGCCAUGGUCUCCAUUUGCAUCAGUCGACGAGUGGGAUGUCGGGCGUUGGCUGAUAACCUCGGGACUGUCGCAGAAGAAGAUUGACGAGUUCCUACACUUGAAGACGGUGCGAGAGAAGAUGGAGUUGAGCUUCGGAACCACUCGGGCCUUCCUCAAGAAGAUCGACUCCCUUCCCCAAGGGCCAGCCUGGCGCUGUACCACCCCCUCACGAUCCCAAGCGAUCAAGGACAUUCUCGAAUGUAUUGCUGCUUUGCUCGGUAACCCCGCCCUUUCUGAGAAACAGGCAUAUAAGCCAUUGCGGAUCUUCCGAAACAAGGACCACACCAAUAGAGAGUAUGACGAGAUGUGGACGGGAACCUGGUGGUGGGACACACAGGGCCUUCUGGGUGACGGUGCUACUAUCGUCCCCGUCAUUCUCUCCUCCGACAAGACACAACUCUCGACCUUCGCUGGCGAUAAGCAGGCUUGGCCUGUUUAUAUCACUAUUGGAAACAUUAGUAAAUCUGUCCGACGACAGUCGUCUGCCCAUGCAACGAUGUUACUAGGGUACUUACCUAUACCCAAAUUGGAUGGUAUAUCGAAACCUCGUCGCAAGUUUACGUCAUACCAGACGUUCCAUGAUGGUAUGCGGGUGAUUGUCGAGCCGUUGGUGAAGGCAGGAAAAGAGGGCAUGGAGAUGGCGUGUGGAGAUGGCUGGGUGCGGUCGUCGUUCCCCAUACUGGCCGCGAAAAUCAUGGACUACCCCGAGCAGUGCCUUGUGUGCUGUUGCCAAGAGAACACCUGUCCUCGGUGCACAUGUCCGCCAAACGAGCGAGGGUCGACAAAACAGUUUCCAUUGCGGACGCAGGAGGAGACGGUGAGGGUCAUGGAAGAGAUGUCGAAUGGUUUGGGAGACGAGCGCUUCAAAGAACUCAAUCUGCGGCCAAUCAAUCCAUACUGGGCGGACUUACCAUAUUGCGACAUUCACUCUUGCAUCACACCCGACCUCCUCCACCAGCUUCACAAGGGCGUCUUCGCUGACCACGUUUCGAAGUGGGCGAUGGAGGCAAUCGAUGGCAGUGACGAGGGUAGGAAGAAAGAGCUUGACAGCCGCUUUCGCUCCAUGCCCCGUCAUCCCACGCUUCGCCACUUCUCGAAUGGCAUCUCUGUCAUCAAGCAAUGGACUGGCGCUGAGUAUCGCAACCUCUCGAAAGUUUUCCUUGGCGCAAUUCAAGAUGCUGUCGACCCAGAUGUGGUGGCUGCAACACGUCAUCUGCUCGACUUCAUGUUCUACGCUCACUUCGAGCUUCACACUGAUGAAUCUCUGGAUGCAAUGGAACAGGCAUUAGUCGAUAUGCAUCGAUAUCUGCCCAUCUUCGAGCAGCUCGGCAUCCGCGAACACUUCGACAUCAGCAAAUUGCACAAUAUUUGGCAUACCGUUGCCAGCAUUCGUUCUCGUGGCACCUGCGACGGAACAAACACGGAGAAUACUGAACGACUCCACAUUGAUCUUGCGAAGAAUGGCUACCGCGCAUCGAAUAAACGCGACUAUAUACGGCAAAUGAUGCGCUGGCUGACACGGCAAGAAUCGGUUCACAACUUUUCCCGCUACCUCGAAGCCGCCAUUGUCGGAUAUCAGCCAGGACGGGGCUAUGUUAUGAGUGCGGCGGACAUUGAAGCACAGUUUGGUGUACGGGACUUCCUCUACUACGUUCAAGAGUUCUUUGAAAAGAACGGCCUCCGCGAGCGCAGCCCCAUUCUCACAUCAACGCUUUUCGAUGGCUUCAAACAAGCAACGCUUCAGUUGCCCACUUUCCGUGCCGCGCCGUCAAAUCCAACCGACACCAUUCAUGCCAUCUUAGCCACUGAAGGCUCAAUGUCCGAUAAGGGUAUUAAACGAGCAAAAGCAGCCAAGUUCAGCACUGUUCUCGUGCGGGUCGGCGAGCGUGAUUGGAAGAAGGGGCCACUAAGUAGUUUGCGUGCUGCCCACGUAAAAUUCAUCUUUCGUCUUCCAGAUACUGUGUCCAAGUUCCCACAUCCACUCGUAUAUCUUCAUUGGUUCACACCCUUCCGCACCGACACCCUGGCUGAGUUUGACAGCCCGUCUGGCUUCAAUCGCGUCACCCAUUCAACUUCCCAGGGCCAACGGCGCUCUGGUGUUGUCUCGUUGGCUGAUCUCGAGCAGUCCUGCCAUCUUUUCCCUCAGUACACGCUUCCAAUCAACGCAAACUGGACGGUUGAGAACGUGCUUCAACAAGCAACUACAUUCUAUUUUCAUCCCUACCUGCGUCAUCGAGACUUCUACAUUUAUCGAUUCAAUACCUAUCGUGUGGAUCAGUAUCGCAAGCAGAAGGCGGCUAGAUUAGCCUACACAUUGUCGCGUGGUGCUAAUAACAUACAUUUCUAG